Poecilia reticulata (guppy) is the source of this 1790-nucleotide messenger RNA. RefSeq names its product solute carrier family 41 member 2a (gene slc41a2a). Gene Ontology annotation, biological process: monoatomic cation transport. The record is from RefSeq and is a predicted model, not a curated record. Gene Ontology annotation, cellular component: plasma membrane. Gene Ontology annotation, molecular function: monoatomic cation transmembrane transporter activity. Lineage: Eukaryota; Metazoa; Chordata; Actinopteri; Cyprinodontiformes; Poeciliidae.
UGCCACAGUGGAUACUGACUGCACCAUUCAGAUGAAGACAGUCUUGCUGAGCAGCAGUGUCACAGAGUAGAAGUCUUUCCAGCAAUGCAAAACGACAUUUUUCAGGUUCCAAAAUCACCACUCUGCGCAGCAGGAGAAGCAUCCCGACCAACUUUUCACCAUGGUUGUCCCAAAAUCACCAGAUAAGACCUUGUCCCAAAGCAGCCAUUUGGGAACACAUGGCAUCCAGCACUACGGCUCAGUCCAAUCCUUAUCCCAGCUCUCUGGAAGCCAUUGUGACUCUCAUGGAAGUUUAUCUCCAGUCAGUGAUGGUUGGGAGGGCGAAUCUCAGGACUGCAGUGAGUCCGACCCUCUGCUCUCUGGUGAGCUUCCGAAUGUGUCCAGAUUCAGCAGAACCCUGAGAGCAAAGGAUGCACAAGUUUCAAGUGGACCCACAGAAUCGGUGUGCUCCAUGGUGUUACAGAUUCUGGUGCCCUUUGUGCUGGCCGGACUCGGGACGGUUUCUGCUGGGAUGCUGCUUGAUGUUGUGCAGAGCUGGGAUGUUUUCCAGGAGAUCUCUGAGAUCUUCAUUCUGGUUCCAGCUAUUUUAGGACUGAAAGGGAAUCUGGAAAUGACUAUGGCAUCGAGACUGUCCACUGCUGUAAAUGCUGGGAAAAUUGAUUCUAGCAGAGAAAGGUGGAUGCUGAUUCUUGGAAACCUUGCACUUAAACAGUUCCAAGCCACAGUUUUGGGUCUGUUGGCUUCUCUUAUAGUGACUCUGCUGGGUUGGAUGGCAGACGGACAGAUGCCCUUCAGCCAUAUUGUACUCCUCUGUUCAACUAGCCUUUCUACUGCCUUUUUGGCAUCACUACUACAAGGCAUUGUUGUUGUGGGAGUGAUCUUUGGCUCCAAGCGGAUGGGGAUCAAUCCUGAUAAUGUGGCCACGCCCAUAGCAGCCAGUUUUGGCGAUCUUAUUACGCUUUCUUUGUUGGCGUGCUUUAGUCAGUGGUUCUACUCCUUUAUGGAGUUUUAUCCAUAUGUGUUGUACCUGGUGGAUCUUCUGUAUUUGUGUCUGAUCCCUGUCUGGAUGGUGAUCUCCUCCAAACAUCCAGCCAGUCACAUCCUGCUCCAUUCAGGCUGGGAACCAAUAAUUACAGCCAUGGUCAUCAGCAGUAUUGGAGGGCUUAUUCUGGACAAGACUAUGUCAGAUCCAAACUUGAUGGGAAUUGUAGUUUAUGCACCGGUAAUAAAUGGUGUGGGCGGGAACCUGGUGUCCGUACAAGCCAGUCGGAUUUCAACUCAUCUGCAUUUGAAUUAUUCUCCUGGAGAGCUUCCUGUGGGCUCCAGAAGCUGUAUCAACCCCUUUCAAAUCUUCUUUGGCUCAGGUGCACACCACCGAUCUGCUCAGGUUCUGCUCCUUUUGGUUCUUCCUGGUCAGCUGAUUUUUGUACACAUUAUUCAUGUGAUAAAAGGAGGCCUUACGAUGCCCAGUCUUCUCUUCUCUGUAUUAUUCCUGUCUGCUUCUUUGACACAAGUCUUCUUCCUGCUUAUUGUUGCUGACUGCCUGGUCCACUGUCUGUGGAGGAGGGGCAAAGACCCAGACAGUUACUCCAUACCCUACCUUACAGCCCUGGGAGAUCUUCUGGGAACUGCUUUCCUCUCCCUUGCUUUUCUCUUGCUGUGGUGCAUUGGAGACUCAUGAAGUGUAUAGAUUAAAGAUAGUAACCAAGCAAUGACAUAAAACAGCAAAAUCAUCGUUCAUAAUGGCAAAGCAGAAAAUAUGAGGAAAAGAGAAGAGUGUGUUUUUUUUC